Molecule: messenger RNA, 2344 nt
Organism: Aedes albopictus (Asian tiger mosquito)
Lineage: Eukaryota; Metazoa; Arthropoda; Insecta; Diptera; Culicidae
Exons: 2
Coding region: 218-2053 (611 amino acids)
Biological process (GO): engulfment of apoptotic cell; phosphatidylserine exposure on apoptotic cell surface; apoptotic process involved in development
Cellular component (GO): plasma membrane
Source: RefSeq, a predicted model, not a curated record
AACCAAAACAAGCCACGAUAUGCGGACGCUUAUCUAUGGUCGCUCAGAAAGUCGACACCUGUGAUUCACCUUACUUCCUAGCAGAUAGUACAGUGGUUAGUUUGCAGCUAGACCCCGACGCGAAGGGCGUUGCUCGUAUUAGUAUAGAUACCGAAACGAUGACCAGUUCAAUCGAAAUCGAUUUCUACCCACGCCUGCCAUAGCAUAGUGCUCAGUAAUGGACGUUCUGGACGGAGUUCCGCGGUGCAUCCUCGGCUACCAGGUCAAAACCCGUACGCAGAUCGUGUUCAGCUUUCUGAUUCCGGUGAUUUUCGAACUGCUGGUGUACACGGUGGUCAUCACGGCCGAUGUGCUGGUGGUGGUGGAGCACUUUCGCAAUGGCAAUCCGUCGUGGGCUUGGUUUAGCUUGAGUUUCAUGUGGUUGCCGGCGAUUGCGUGCUUUUCGGCUGUUCUUUCGUCGCCCAGCCAAUGGCCCGAAGUGAUCGGGUUCGAUGAGCGGACGUAUAGGUUCGUAAAGAUGAAUCUGCUGGUGUUGGUGUUCUUCCCGGUAGCAGCUGUUUACAGGUUCAGUCGAAGGAUUUUCUGGAGCAUUGAAGCCUUAUUUCACGAUAAAUCUUCUUAUGGAAGAGUACAGGCCGUGAGCAAGAUCAGGGAGACAUCACCAUUCGAGUUGUAUCACUUUUUGCAAGCGUUCCUGCAUGCGGCCCCUCAGAUGUUGCUGCAGUUGUACAUUCUGCUGCGAGAUAACACAUUCCGGAAUUAUGACACAGUGACGGCGCAGAUAGUGAGUGUGGUGUUUUCGUUUCUAACAAUGGCAUCCAUUAUAACAUCGUAUCAGCGGUUCGAAAGCCAAAAGAUCGUUGGGCGGUGCUACCCGUGGUGUUCCGAAGAGCAGGUGAAGGCUCGCAGAAGAGAACUUCUGCGCACAACCAGCACAGUGGAAAGCGUGAUGGAGCGGAAUAUCACCAGCGUGCUGCCAGAGCCGGAUCCUAUGACACCGAACAUCAUGCGAAAUUUCUAUUCCAGAUAUAGCGAAGUAUCACCCACGCCCAGUGGAUCAAGCAUUCAGCGAAAGACUUUGAACGUGGAUCAAUCAAACUUCGACUCGUUUUCUAUGAAGAAGCUAAAAGAUCCCUACACAAACUGUACCGACGACGACAAACUAACCGGGGACACAGCGGAUUCUCUGUCUCCAACAGUAAGCUUCAAGCAGGACCUCGUUGAGAAUAUCGAAGACAUCCGCGACUAUUUACUAAGAACGGACGAUACAAAACUAGCCGCCAUCGAGGACAACAGUGAUGACGAGUACGAAGACCCAAUCUACGCGGAAAUAUUCGACAAAAGUCCUCGAACACCCGCUCCGCCCACCCCCGGUGCCUACCUAGCUCAGCGAGCUUCCAUGUUGAAGAACUUUUUCGUGUUCGACACCGAAAACUUCCUCAAGGAUCACGUUCCUCGACUGCCGGAAAAGCUGUUUGAUCACAGUAGUGAGAGGAAGUCAACGCCGGUGCCCACGGCGGACGAAACUGACGGUGAUCUCCUAUCACUGCCGUCACGCCGACAGAUCAUCUCCGGACUGGAAGAGGACGAUCUCAGCGGAAAGUCCGUUGCUUUCGCCGGCUGGGUCAUGUUCCUGUUGAUGCGAAUGGUUGCUCUCUCGGUGUUCUACGUUUUCUUUUCCACGUACUUCUGGAUGGUUUGCCUGAAUCAUUACUUGCUAAUGAUCGCCUGCAUCAUCUACGAAGUGCGAUUCCACGAGAAACUGGAACGGUACUAUUUUUACUUGUUCCUGGCUUACAUCUACAUGUUCUCUUUGAUGGAGUUCAAGAUCAAGUUCAUCCACGUGCGAACGUGGUACGUGGGAUACGUAACGAUAGUUUUGGUAGAGAACUUCGCCAUGAGUGCCAUUUGGUACAAUCUGGGAUCGUUCGAGUCCUGGUGGUUCGACUUCCUGCACUACAUCACAAUCGUCAGCGGGGUGCUUAGUGUGCUGUGUUUCUUAUUUUAUUACGCAUUCUUGCGACCUAGAGAUAAGCUGUUGUUUGUAAACUGAAAAGUCGUUCUUUUCUGUAGGAUGCUAGCUAAGUAGUAUCUUAUCAAUGUAAUCGAAUACCAAUGAGAAGUUUAAUGAAAUACAUACAAGUAUAAUGAAUAAAGUGUAAUGUAAUAUAAUGAAUAAUGAGCGUUAAGUUUCUUCUGUGUUUAUUAUAUACUGUUCACAACGGUUGGUUUGACCUAGGGAGGUACAGAUACAGGUGGCGCAGAUAAACAUUGCGAACCACUAGUUGUAUCUUUUGUUCUACAGCUGAUGUAAUGCAACUCAAUAAAUCACGUCACUACUCUA